Diuraphis noxia (Russian wheat aphid) is the source of this 1516-nucleotide messenger RNA. RefSeq names its product acetyl-coenzyme A transporter 1-like. Gene Ontology annotation, cellular component: membrane. Lineage: Eukaryota; Metazoa; Arthropoda; Insecta; Hemiptera; Aphididae. The record is from RefSeq and is a predicted model, not a curated record. Gene Ontology annotation, biological process: acetyl-CoA transmembrane transport. Gene Ontology annotation, molecular function: acetyl-CoA transmembrane transporter activity.
AACAUCAUUUUUAAUAAUUAUUUUCUGCUGCGCCAUAAAUUUAUCUGACACCGACACACCUACGUAAACAAAUAUUAUGUCGAAACAUACAAAAAACGAAGAGAAAUCAGAAAUACAAAAGGACUCUACUUGGGAUAAACCAAAUUUGAAGGGAGAUUGGUUUAACUUCUAUUUUUUAAUAUUACUUUAUUUUAAUACAUAUUAUCAAUACCGAACAGGAGUACUCUUUCUUUUUUUUGGCAAUAACAUCGAUGACUGGCUACCCGGAUCAAGAAAACCAAAUAUCAACUUGAUCGUAUGCGUAUUGUUCCUCAUUAAUUUUUUAGCUGCUACUCAGGACAUAGUAAUUGAUAGUUGGUCAUUGAGUUUAUUGAAAAAAAAUAAUGUAAGUUAUUCAUCAACGUGUAAUAGCAUAGGUAUGGCAUUCGGAUUGUACAUAGGUUCCGUUUGUCCGAUUCUUCUCUCAUCUGAGAACUUCUGUAACAAAUACUUACAAUUGGGCUCACAAGAAGGAGGAAUAUUAAGCAUCAAAAGUGGGAUGAAGGCUCAUCAUACACAACCCAUCAUAUUAUUUUUGGUCCAGGGGGGGAUAGUGCCCUUGCCCACGCGAAACAGUUUUGCACUUGUAAGACGGAAACAACCCAUGCGGAUUGGAUUGUCUACAUCAGAAUCCGUAACAAAUUUAAAGCUUAUCGACGCUGGUGUAUCAAAAGAUGACGUUAUGAUAAUAACUACUGCUAUGUUUAUUCUAAAAAUGUGCCUACCAAUAUUCGUAACCAAAUACACUACGGGUCCGAAACCGAUAAGCUUAUAUCUAAAACUUAUGCCAGCCAGAUUGCUGUGGAGUAUUAUUUUUGCUGUUCUAAUUUAUUACACUCCAAAUGUAAUUCAAAACAAUGAAUCAGUGCCAAUUUAUUAUUAUUUAAUUAUGGGACUUGUAUACGCAGUAAACAGGAUACUGGCCCAAAUCAUGGUAACCUGUAUGGUAGCUUUUUUCUCACGAAUUAGUGACAUUCGGUUCGGAGGUAUGUACAUGACAUUGCUGAACACUGUUCGCAGCAUUGGAUGGGUAAUACCAAAUACGUCAUUUCUUAAAAUGGUCGACACGUUAACAUUUAGUUCGUGUUCCAAUGACGUCCAAAAUAGUUGUUCUACGYCAGAUUUAGAAAAUAUAUGCAUUAUAAACAAUGGUAAUUGUGAGAAGAUUGUGGAUGGCUAYUAUGUCGAGGUAAUAAUAUGUCUGGUUAUUGGAUUUGUCUGGUUUGCCGUUUACAAGAACCAUCUUAAAUUUUUCGAAUCAAAGGAUCGUUCUCAUUGGUUAAUAGAUUURAAUCGACCUGGGGACGUUUAAGUUUCUUCACUGCAUAUAUCUAACGAAUAUCUAUACACAUAUUAUAUUUUAUGCUAUGAAAUAUUAUAAAGGGCGAUUUAUUUUUUAAUAGUGCACUAUACUAUURGUUUUCAUGAACACUUAUUAUUUCUAAAAAKAAAAUGCAAUAAAAACUAAAAAAGGCUU